CGCUUCUGGUCCCUUGGAAUACCGCGUGGACCGCAUCCGCAGCCCAGCGGCAGGGGCGCACGCUCCCUGCUCGACACCGAAGAACAACUCCAUCGGCGACACUCCCUCCUCACUUCUUUACUCGUUUCCGUUACCAUUGCCACUGGCUGCAUGUGCCGGCGCGACUGUGGCCCUCUCUAUUUGAACUUUGAAUCCAUGGAGUCUAUUGCAUAGUAUACUGAAUGCUAUACAUCAUGAUGAACAUGGCCUCAAGCUAGGGCGGGUUCCGUUUCUCUUUCCUUCUUUUCUUUUUUGACCAGCAUGAGGACUGAACUCAAUGGAGAGGAAUGCAUCACGUAGUAGUACUCCAGUAUUGAAGUGAUUCGGAUACAGUUGUUGCCUCUUUGGCUUCUCGAGGCUCUUCUCCUCUCCUCAUCUUGUUGGUGAAUCUUAAUUUUGCUAUGCUUUGGUUAAUAAAUAGUACUGCCUCUCAGCAGAAAUCUGGUCAUACACCGAGCUGUUCUCGAAUCUGGUCAUCCACCAAUAAGGGAGUGGAAGCAUAAGAGGAAGAUUGGAGAAGAUGGCUAUGGUGUGGUGGAUGGCGCUCAAGAAGUCCCUGAACUGCAAGUCCAAGGAUUCUUGCGAUGUGAUCAAGCGGGACGACUCGCGCGGCGGCAGCACCAGGAGCAUCAAGAAGUCGUUUUUGCGGCCGUCGUCGUCGUCGUUGUCGUCGUUGUCGUCGUCGCUGCUGCGGAGGUCGGGAUGCUCGCGGUCCGUCUCCAACCUGCGGGACGUGAUCCACAGCCAGUACGGCAGCAGCCGGCGGCAGGAGCGGCAGCCGGACGUGCCCAGCGGCUGUGAAAGCCCGAGGUCGAUCGGGAGCAACGACGUCCAGAACGCUGUGACGCACGACGUGCUGCUCGCGGCCAGGGGGCCGUCCUUCGGGCGCGAGCUCCGGAUGGGCAGCCCGGGCCGUGGCGCCUGGGCCGGCGGCGGGAUGCCGUUCCAGCACAGCCCGCUCCUGCUUCGGUGCAGCACCACCCCUCUUUCUCAGAGGAAGUCCCCGCGCGCGAUGUCGCCGCUGCGCCGUGAAGCCGGCGACGGCAACGCUGGGGAAGGAUCGCCCAUUCCCGCCAGGGCCUCCUGCGAGGUCAGCCUCCGGUGUCCCCACUGCGGCGGCCGCUUCGCCAACAACGAUGCCCUGGAAUCGCAUCACCUCGCCAACCACGCCGUCACCGAGUUGGUGGACGGCGACUCGCCCAGGAGGGUGGUGGAGCUCAUAUGCAAGGCCGGGUGGCCGAAGCCCGAAGGCGCGCUGGACCUCAUCGAGCGGGUCGUCAAGGUUCACAACGUGGAGAGAUCGGUGGCCCGGCACGAGGAGUUCAGGGAGACGGUGAUGAGCAGGGCGGCGAAGCUGCCCAAGAAGCAUCCGCGCUGCAUCGCCGAUGGCAACGAGCUGCUCCGGUUCCACGGCACGACUAUCUCCUGCUCCCUCGGCGCCGGCGGUUCGCACAGCCUUUGCACGUCGGGCAGGUGCAACGUCUGCCGCAUCAUCCGGCACGGCUUCUCGGCGACGAGGGAGGCCAAGGACGGCGUCGGCGUGUUCACCGCGUCCACGAGCAAGUGGGCGUUGGAGUGCAUCCAAGAAACUGGCGCCGGCGGUGGCGAGGCCGGGACGGCGGGCGUGAAGCAUGCGUUGCUCGUGUGCAGGGUGAUCGCCGGAAGGAUUCACCGGCCGCUGGAGAACCUGCUGGACGUCGCCGCGCAGCCGGGGUUCGACUCUGUUGCCGGCAAGGUGGGCGCCGACUCAAGCAUCGAGGAGUUGUACCUGCUCAAUCCGAGAGCUCUUCUCCCGUGCUUCGUGGUCAUUUGUAAAUCUUAGAUGUCGCGAUUGGGUUUAGCGAUCAUAGAGAAG
Phragmites australis (common reed) is the source of this 1894-nucleotide messenger RNA. RefSeq lists its product as uncharacterized. The transcript is spliced from 2 exons. The coding region runs from base 560 to 1861 and encodes 433 amino acids. The record is from RefSeq and is a predicted model, not a curated record. Lineage: Eukaryota; Viridiplantae; Streptophyta; Magnoliopsida; Poales; Poaceae.